UGAGCUGAUUUGUUUGUUACUGUUCCUGGUGUAACCCUAGAAAAGAGGGGCAUGUGUUGAAUAAACCGACAGUAAGAGUAAUCCUGCAGCAGUCACUUUACUCGAUCCAGAAUGGUUCGGGGUUGUGCUUUUCCCAGCUGCACCAGCAAGAUGACUAAGAGAAGUGGGCUCAGUUUCCAUCGCCUUCCUUUCCACACUCCCAGAGUCCUGCGCAUGUGGCUGCUCGCCCUGGGGAUGGAUGCAAACACUCCAGUGAACAAACUCCGAGCUGCUGAUCUCAGAGUGUGUGGAGCUCACUUCUCCGACCGGGACUUCUUCACAGAAACCGCUCGUAAAACCACACGCAAGCUCCGCUGUCUGAGGAGAUCAGCUGUCCCUCACUCAGACCCGGGGCGCUUCUGGGGCAGCACUGAACCUGAGGAUUGUAACCUAAAAGAUGAGCCACAUCCAGUGAUUAUUGGACAGUAUGAGAUUGUGACAGUACCUCAACCUGAUCACAAAAGUAGGGCUAUCAAGAGCCUUCAGCCUUCUUAUCAAGGAACUAACAUUUUUAAGAGUCAAGAGGUGCUGGUAAACACACACUGCCUGCUGGAGCUCUUCCAGUUCUGCUGGCUUUGUCAUAAAGAGUGCUACAUUACCAUUGAAGGCAAUGAGAAGCUGUUUUCAGUCACCCAGAACUGCCAAAGUUGUGGUCACCACAGAGACUGGAGGAGUCACCCGCCUUCAUCCAAGCCUGCAGAAACCUUUCAUAAUGAACCCAAAGAUCAUGUUGAGACAUUUAAUAAAAAACAUGAAGAUAAUGAUGAUGCAACUUCAUACAUAGAGGUAGAGCACACAUUGGAGCCUGGGGAUGAGGAUAGUGAGGAGUGGCAUCUUGGUGGUGAGUUGGGCUUCCCCCUGACAGCGUGGGGAGGAGGCAUGAGACACACUCGUCCUCAGGCUAACACCAUGCAUUUGGAGCUCUACAAGCUGUCCCUAGAGGACAUGUGUGUUGUGGUCCAGAUUGGGUCAUCGGAUCAUGAGGGAAGUGAGCAAAGCUAUGAGCAAAUGUUCAUUGAAACAGAUGGGUCAUAUUUUUCAAGUUCAGAAGAGGAAACAAGCUUGCUUGAAGAGAAGAAAAAGAAAUUGUCUAAAAGAGAAGACAGUUCAGACGAGUGGCAGCCGGAUUUGGGUGAAGAGGCCACAGACUCUGAUGUGUCCAUGGAUGAAGACCUGUUCACAGCUUUAAAGGAGGAUGGUGAGGGUAAACUUGUGGUGUGGUGUACACAAUGUGGGACCGAGGUCUCGCUGUCCUGUUCUGUCCUUCGUCACAAAAAAGCGUUCUGCUGUGCUCAGUGUGAUGUUGGUGAUGAUACUGAGAUGCAGAGUUUAGAAAAACUACCUGUUCAUUUUGAUGACUUGGCCAGUUUUCAGAAACAUGCUGAACAGGAGCAUGGAGUCAAGACAUUGUACAAGUUGUGCCAGGAAUGUGGCAAGUUUGUUAUAACAGACCCUCAAACCAAAGGUUUGAAAGAACAUAAAUGUGAACAAAAGAUCAAGUUUAUUGUCUGUCCAGAGUGUGGGAAAAGAUUCCUCACUGAGGUCGGCUUAAAAAGGCAUUGCACUAAACUCCAUGAGGAUUCCGACCACCCAUGUAAGUACUGCUUGAUGGUGUUUAAGAACAGACCAGCAAAACUGGAACAUGAGCAGACUCAUCCUAAGGAAAAACAGCCAUACAGUUGUCCAGACUGUCCAGAGAAAUUUGACAAUCUUUACAAACGCAACAGCCAUGUCAGGUUGCACCGAGGUCCAUAUAAGUAUUUGUGUGAUAUAUGUGAAAAACGCUUUAAAGACCUCCACAGGCUGAGGAGGCAUAAACUCAUCCACUCUGGAGAAAAGCCUUUCAAAUGCCAAGUGUGUGAGCGUUCCUUUAACCAAAUGGAAAACCUCACUUCCCACAUGCGUGUCCACACUGGAGAGAAACCUUUCAUGUGUGAGCAAUGUGGAGAGUGUUUUAACCAUAACAUCAGCCUGAAGAACCACAAACAACGACACCAUGAUUUGGUUUUGAGUCAGGAGGAAGACGAAACAGGGUGAACUCGAGAAUAAACUUUACGAGUAUGAACUAAAUACAGCAGUUCGUUAAUAAAAGUUGAAGCCACAUGAUUGAAAUGAGCACAAGGGUACAUGAUGCAAUGUCAUAAUGGGUUUGUUUUUUUCUGUCUCUUGUAGCUUGAGUACUUUUCAGACAGAACUGUUGCUUCCCUAGUGAGUACUUUUGAAUUCCACAUAUGUUUAUUGUGGAACCAAAAAAACAAAAUCACGACUUGAUUAAUUGGGAAACAAUACAAAUGAGCACUUUCAGGAGUGUCAUCAUACUUAAGAAGAUGGAAAGCAUGUUAAUGAUUACUUCACCUACCAACAUGAAACUAAUUUCUUCUGAAUACAGCUUUAACUGAAACCAUAGACCUUAAAAGCACUACCUAGAGCCAUGAUACAGUAGCAAUAUUGAGACCAAAUAAUAUUUAUCAGAAAGAGAAAUUAUGAGUUAUUUAAUGUGCACUUAUCCCAAACUUGGGGGGAAAAAAUGGGUUCCUUAAGGGUUCUUUGGCUGGUUGAGGGACCUAGAGUCCUCAGGACAUUCAGUUUGUAACCUUUUUUUUUUUAAGCACUAGACAGGAAGCCCACAAUGUUCUCCCUAGAUUGUUUUCACGCUUGAGGUUUUAUGUACAACCUCAAUUUAAAAAAAUUUGGGACACUGUAAAACAAAUAAAAACAGAAUGUGAGGAUUUGCACAUCAUGGAAACCCUAAAUUUCAUUGAAAACAGUACAAGGACAAUGUACGAAAUGUUGAAACAGAAAUUUUUAUUAUUAUUUUUUUUAAAUAUAUAUGUGACCCCUCACCGAAUCCAGGAACACAUGUCGGCCGAAACGAAUCCGAGAUAAUCGCAAAAGAAGCUUUUUUUUUUUUUUCAAAAUUUGUGAUUUUUGUUUUUUUCCAUCAUGUGCAAGUUGAGAUCUUGAAGAAUGCAAUCAGUAUUUCAGAUAAUAGAUUGUUUUGUUGGAAAAGCAUACUUUUUUUGUUGCAAAUUGUCUCGUUUUUGUCAGGACUGUAGCCUGCUGGGGGGUGUGGGUAAAUUACCAUAUGGGCCAUUCACAUGAUGAUUUAAGUCAUUUGUUUUUUUUUUUCCGCGAAUCAGCUGUAUGAUCCGAGUUGAGCGCAUGGCUACUUAACCUGCAUACAGGCGUGUGAUUUCACUAUGGAAUGAGUUACUAAACAGAGCGCAGAGGAGGUGACACACCGCGAAGCAAACAGACACACGGUAUUUACAUAGGAGAUCACCAUUUCUAAAAAACCCCGCAACCUCGUUUUCCAGAUUGAAUGGAAUACUUGAAUGAUUGGAUGAUACACGGACCGUUCUAGGACUACAUUCCAUCGGAGGCAUUGGUGUGUGCAAGGCGCCAUUUCUCUUUCUGAUGGGGUAAGUUUAUUAAUCUAAGGCUGUGUGGUUAUUUUUGCAUGUAACGGAGAGUGUUGUGGUUUGGUUAAGCCUAGGUCACAACCGGACGUACGAUUUUUUGGCCGUGUGAUUUUUGGCGUUUCCCAAAUCGCUGCGGUUUUUUUUGUUCACGGAGAAAGGCGCGCGUUGGCCGUAAGUUUGUCUUGCAACCUGAAAAAAACGUAAGCGCCUGUAGAGUUUGUUUGACAUGACAAAGAACCUCUGCGGCCGGUCUGCGGCUCGAAAAUCAGCACAUCACAUGCGCGCUCUCGUGCGUUUCAUGCGCGCUCUCCGUGCGUUUCUUGCGUUUUUUGCAUGUAGACCGGCUGUAGGAGCACAUACGGCCGGUUGUGACCGAGGCUUUACAUGAAACUAGUGUUGUGUUAGUUGUGUUAUCAUCGUGCUAUCUUUCUUUCUUACGGUGUGAGUAAUUUUUCAACCACAAAACGUUAAAGUAUACUUUAGGACUUAUUUUUGUACUUCAUAAUUGUUUUGGGCAUACUUUGCAUGGAAGGAAAAUUGACGUGGUGAUCUUUGUUUACAUGAAAGUAGUAUCGUGCUAGCUCGUAGGGGGUAGGGCUUUCCUUAAUGUCAUGCAGAUGAGCACCAUUAUGUGCCCGCCCUGCACCCAGAGUAGCUGAGAUGGAAAACUUUGAGGGCGAUUUUCUCCCUUUUCUGUUUUAAGAAGUAUACACUUUCAAAAGGCCACACAUUCUUCAAAUAUUGUCAGAUCUCCACAUGGAAGGCAUCAUUGGAAAGCUUAGAAACUGUACUUUCUGAAUCUGUCAAUAACUCAAAAUGCCCCCGGGCCGACGUGUCCCUGGAUUCUGUGAUCUGCCACAUAUGCUCAUUUUGAAUUUGAUGUCAGCAGCAUGUUUCAGAAAAGUUGGGACAGGGGCAACAAAAGACUGAAAAAGUUGUCAUGCUUAACAAAAACCUAAUUUGGUUAAUUGGCAACAGGUCUGUAACAUGAUUGGGUAUAAAAAAGAGCAUCCCAGAGAGGCGGCGUCUCUCACAAGUAAAAAUGAGGAGGGGUUCACCGCUCUGUGAAAGACUGUGUGGGCAAACAGUGCAGCAAUUUAAGAAUAAUGUUCUUCAGUGUAAAAUUGCAAAGAAUUUGGGCAUCACAUCAUCUAUGGUCCAUAAUAUCAUUAAAAGAUUAAAGUAGAAAUUCUUUUUAGAAAUCAUGGGCACCACGUCCUCCAGGCUAAAGAGGAGAGGGACCAUCCAGUUUAUCAUCAGUGCACAGUUCAAAAUCCAGCAUCUGUGAUGGUAUGAGGGUGCAGUAGUGCACAUGACCUGGGUAGCUUGUACAUCUGGGAAGGCAUCAUUAAUGCUGAAUGAUAUAUACACAUUUCAGAGCAAUAUGCUGCCAUCCAGACAAAAUCUUUUUCAGGGAAGGCCUUCCUUCUUUCAGCAAGACAAUGCCAAACCACUUUCUGCACAUAUUAAAACUGCAGUAAGAGCCCGGGUGCUAAACUGGCCUGCCUGCAGGUGCAUUAUGAAGCAUAAAAUAUGACAAAGGAGACCCUGAACUGUUGAGCAACUGAAAUCCUAUACCAGGCAAGAAUGGGACAGCAUUUGUCUUUCCAAACUACAGCAAUUGGUUUCCUCAGUUCCCAAACAUUUACAGUGUUGUUAAAAGUAGAGGUGAUGCAACACAUUGGUAAACAUGCCCUUGUCCCAACUUUUCUGAACCGUGUUGCUGACAUCAGAUUCAAAAUGAGCAUAUAUUAAAAAGAAAACAAUAAAAUUUUUGUUUGAACACCCUGGAGAGGUGUUCCAGGCAUGUCCCCCUGGGAGGAGGCCCCGGGGAAGACCCAGGACACGCUGGAGGGACUAUGUCUCUCGGCUGGCCUGGGAACGCCUCGGUGUUCUUCCCGAGGAGCUGGCCGAGGUGUCUGGGGAAAGGGAAGUUUGGGCUUCCAUGCUCAGACUGCUGCCUCCGCGACCCGGCCCCGGAUAAAGCGGAUGAAGACGAGAUGAGACAAUAAAAUUUUCAGUUUCAGCAUUUGAUAUGUUGUCUUUGUACUACUGAAAUAUACAAUACUUUGGAUAUCGUAUUGUAUACAAUAUUUUGUAUAUUGUUUACGUGUACUUUGUACAAUGAAACAUAGGGUUUCCAUGAUUUGCAAAUUAUCACAUUCUGUUUUUAUUUCCAGUUUACACAGUGACCCAACUUUUUUGGAAUUGGGGUUGUACUCCAGAAUACAUUUGUUCAAGUGUUAAAGCUGUUUUUGAGUCUUGGAGAGGUGCAGGAACUCUUCUCUGAGCCAAGGCUCAUUUCAACUGAACCCUCAUAGUCUGCAUAGUGUGUGGAAACUAUGCUCUCUUAGCACUGCAUGUCAAGUAACUUGAUUUGUUUAUCAUGUUACUUCCUGUUUCAAGUUUCAUGAUGGUGGAUAAAGGGUUGUUCUAGUCAGCUGAAGAGACAAAACACCUUAUUGGUGUAUGGAGCAAAGAAAGCACUUGAAUGCAAAUUGACACAUCUGAUAAAAUCACAGGAUUCUUUUUUUUUUUCUUCUUAUAUAUAUAUGCAGGCAGCUCCAGCUCCAUUUAAGUGUUGGUACCAAAAAUGCAUGGGUUAACCUUGGCGUAUGGAAUUGCACAACUGAUCUAUGGUUUGGAAGGAAUAAUUUUAUAUGAAAGAAAACUUUGGUGUAGGCUUAAGUAUUUCGGCCAGAUGUCAAAACGUCUCAUGAAACAUUAAAGAGUUCUCUGAAACAAACAAACUAAAGAACCUUAUACUGUUCUAGAUAAGACCCUUUUUUCUAAGACUGCUGAUGACCAUAUCAACCUCCCAAAAUGGAUUUCUUUGGAAUGAAUUUGUCAUUCAUUUGUCACAGAUGUUUCAAAAUUUAUGGAACAACAAAUUACAACUAACACAGUGUUUCCUCCCCAUUUAUUCAUAUGGUGGUUGCAAAGCAGACAUGCUGUUGUUUCAGAACAAGAAUGUAUUGUGAACAAGUCUUUUGUUUUUGUUCAUGAGAGAAAAUGUGGUUAUUUUUGUUGAGAUGCAUAACUGACCAUCUGAGUGCAUUGUUGUUAUUAAUAGGUUUUUUAAAUUGAUUCUAUAUAAUAAAAUAUGUUAAUUUAUCACUGGGUAAAAAUUACCUGCAGAGCAUGGUUUUAUUUUUCAAUCUACCCCUAGGUUUGACUAGCAUAGGAACAAGUCAUGUUUUCCAGGCAACAAGAUGCUCUGGACCUGGGCGAAAACGUGGUGGUCAGUGUUCAACAUUGCAAAGACACCAAGGCUAUUUUCACAGCAAGGCUACUGAAAGCUGUUCUCAAGCUCCCAGAGGAAGAGGACCUCGGCAUCGAGCGCGCGCAUAGGUCGCUUGCGGCAAAACCCACAAACACCAAUGUUUCCAGAUCGAUUGUGGUGAAAUUCCUUCACUUUCAGACAAAAGCAACAGAUCCUGUACAAAGUCUGGAACACAAAAGAAUUGCAGUUUGAGGGGAGCCAUAUCACUUUCGACCAGGUCUGUAGCCAGCAUUUUAAAAUCACUGAGGUUCAUGAUGGAAAAAUUUUCGACAUAUUUAAAUAAGAGGAGUGAAUUACACAUCACACAAGAGGUCUAUUCCUGAAAUUACUUUUAAUGGUGUUUGAACUGAAUAUCAUCAGUUUUGAAAAAAAAAAACUCAUGUAUGUGGCAAGAGUAAGAAUAAUUUAAGCUUGUUUAAUGGUUUGAUCUGGCCCAAGCAAUGAGGACAAAAGAUACCCUAAUCAUGUACCCUAUGGAACUGAGAUACAUUCACAAUCUGGCAUCCGUUACACCUACACACAAAAAAAAAACAAUUCUGGGAAAAAAAAAAUCAGUAUACACCACCAUGUUUAAAUAAAGAGUAGGGGUAACUUUAAACUUGUUGAACAAUUUGCCUUAUCAACCGUGUGUGUGUGUGUGUGUGAGAGAGAGAGAGAUUCCCAGAUUCCUGGUUUCUUCAGCUCAGCAUACUGAAAUGACAAAAUAAAAAUAAUAUUUAGGCAGAAAUAAGUGAGUAUUAGUGCAAAUUGCACCACAGAAAAUUGGUUUACAAAUCUCAACAACAACCUCUUUCAUCAAAGGCUCGCUGAAUCCUCCUGUGACCAGAGGCAUCCCACCAUCUAAGGACUUUCUCCUGGUCCACUUCCACUUUCUGAUGCACAUGCAUCAUUGCUAGGCCUGUCAAUCUGUCAUUGGACAUGGUGGACAUAAGCCAUGUCUUUAGCCUUCGCAUGGCUGAGCCUUUUAUCUACACCACAGCAAAAUCAGCUCUUAAAAAUGACUGAGGUCCGGACCUCGGGGGCCUCAUAGCUGGCUAUGGCCAUGCUUUCAACCAUGACUACUCGGCCGCCCUGCAGUGUAGGCGAAGGGAAUAUGGAGAGAUUAAACGCCAGCUGAUGGAGCGUAACAUCAAGUUCAGGACGUCUUAUCCAGCGGUACUGAGAGUUUCUUUGAGUGAUGGGGAAAAGCUCUUCAGCUCGGCAUGGGAGGCAGUGGACCAGCUGAGGCACCUGGGCAUUACUGCAAGACUAUCGGAAGCGUAGCUUAUGGAAAAAGAGUUGCAGCAGCGGGGUUGGCCGGCUCCGCUCCGGCCCAGCGGGGAGCAGCUCACACGUACACUGGUGAGGGACAUCGAUGCGCUCUCAAACUGACUUAUGACAACGGAGGUGAGAUGGGAGAUGAGAAGAGCAUCAGACAUAAAGCAAGUCCAGGAGUGGUGUUUAAGUUGGGGCAUGAAACCUACUACAAGGACAUGGUUCUAUGAUCUUUUGGUGAUUUGUUUAAUUGAUAAGGUCCAACGGACAAUGGGGACAGGGUAUGCACGUAACAGAUAGACAACUGUAUAAUGAAGUCCCACACUGUCAUGAGAAGCUGAGUUCUCUCGAGGCACUAAAAGAGAGGGAUGUAAUAAUUAGAGCCGGGCACUGUUUUUUUCCUUCUUUCUUUUUCCCCCUCUCUUUUUUUUUUUAACGAAGUGGACUUUUGCAUGUGGUUAUCUCACGAUGUCACUUAGACCAGCUCGGAAUGUAUUUGGUAGGUUUGCCUC
Neoarius graeffei (lesser salmon catfish) is the source of this 8510-nucleotide messenger RNA. Its product is annotated as zinc finger and BTB domain-containing protein 17-like. The transcript has 7 exons. Gene Ontology annotation, molecular function: RNA polymerase II cis-regulatory region sequence-specific DNA binding; DNA-binding transcription factor activity. Gene Ontology annotation, biological process: regulation of transcription by RNA polymerase II. The coding region runs from base 112 to 2076 and encodes 654 amino acids. Lineage: Eukaryota; Metazoa; Chordata; Actinopteri; Siluriformes; Ariidae. The record is from RefSeq and is a predicted model, not a curated record.